AUGGGUACUCCAUUCGAUGAGGAAACAACACUCUACACGCUUUCGUUUGCGGACGAUCAAAUUGUGAUAGCCCAGGAUGUAGAUGACCUGAACUACAUGACGCGCAAAUUAGUAGAGGAGUAUGCCAAAUGGGGCCUGGAGGUGAACAUCCAAAAGACACAAUAUUUGUGCAUUGGUGGUGGUCGGCAGAGCUCUGAUCCGGACCUGACUUUGUCUAGCUCUCAAUCAAUAAAACAGUCCAAGGCCUACAAAUACCUGGGAUUAAGAAUAUCGGAGGAUGGAUUUCUCGAUGAAUCGAUACGAGAAAGGAAUACCCUCGGCAGGAGGACGAUAUCGAUGCUCAAUGGUGUUUUAUGA
Messenger RNA from Harmonia axyridis, 357 nucleotides. RefSeq lists its product as uncharacterized. The record is from RefSeq and is a predicted model, not a curated record. NCBI's taxonomy places the organism in Eukaryota, Metazoa, Arthropoda, Insecta, Coleoptera, Coccinellidae. Bases 1 to 357 code for a protein of 118 amino acids. The transcript has a single exon.